CCCCCUCGGACGCCGACACCGAUCCGGCCCCCGAGCCGGAGGCGGACACGGGCAGGGCCUCCGCCGCAGCCUCCCCGGCAGGCCCACCCUCCUCCGACAGAGCCCCCGACCCCCCGACCCCCGCUCCCGCCGGCACCUGCUCCGACGAGGACGAGGAGGAGGAAGGAGGAGGAAGGGGAGGCACCAUGCGGCCGGCGCCGCCGCCGGUGAUGGUGCUGGUGCUGCUGGUCCUGUCCUGCCGAUGGGGAAACAGAAAGGCUUCUGCGACAUCUGCUUCCCCCCAAAGUAAUUCUAAUCCUACCCAAAAUGAUACCACUCCCAGUACUACCACCACUGUUGCCAGCGCCAUUACUUCCAUCACCAAAGCUUCCAUCACCAUCGCGACCACCAGUGCCUCAUCCACCUCCAUUCAAACCAUCCCCCCCACCACCAUCAAGUCCACCAAGACAGUCUUCACCACCACAACCAUCACCCCGACCUCAUCCCGAGCCACGGCCAGCAGCUACCUGAGCUCCACCAAGCAGCCAACGUCCACCCUCGGUAGCACGAGCAGCUCUAAUGCCCAAUCUGAUACCGCCGGGGCCAAGGCCGACAACCAGAGCGAUGUCCAAGCUGGUGGAGACUCAACCCAGGGGGUCUCCUCCUCUGCCACGACCCAGAUCACCAGCUCAGCCACGUCCUCCUCUGUCCCCAUAAGCCACAGCUCCGGGGCUACUGCAAAGUCCGAGUCAACCUCUACCCCUCUCUCUAUCUCCGGGGCAGGUGGGAGCCAGCAGGUGACCACCACCAAGGCAGGAAUCCCUACAACUGAGACGACAUCGGUGUUGCAGUACACCAAAUUACAGAAUGACACCAUUUCAAAAACCCCCAGUGGGAGCCCAACAUCCCUCACCAGCUCUGCCACCGUUAUCACCAUCACCAACAUCACCACCACCACCGCCUCCACCUUGGCUGCCAUCCCCGGAAGCAUGUCGGGUGGGAUGCCCAGUACAACCUCUGCCAGCCCAACCAACUCAACCUCUGUGCGGCACCUUGGUUCCUCCUCACCCCGUCCAGGCACCUCACCAUCUUCAAGCCCCUCCACAGGCUCCACCACUUCAACCUCUCCCAGUGACCGUGAUCCCCCCGGCUCCCAGCCCCCUAGGCCGGCUGCCCCGGACAACAGCAGCAGCACGGCCGUGGUCAACAAGGUGUCCUGCGAAGUCACGAAUUUUAUCACUGACGAGGAUCUAAUAUUGGAAAUAGAGGACCCCUGUUCCCCCCUCACUGGACAGGAAAACUUCCAGGAGAACCAGUUCCACUCGACGCUGUGCCAGCUGGCCAGGACCAACUUCAACAAAUCCCGGGACCAGUGCCUCGUGCGGUUGGGUUACCAGCCGGGACGACGGGACCAGUUCGCUCUCAUCGAGGUCUCGGUGAAAAUGAAUCUCGGGCCCCAGGAUCUGGUGGAAGUCCUGAAGGACAACUGGGAGGAUCUUAAAGUGGUGGGAGUCAGAAACAUAACAUAUGGUGGGAAACUACUGGAGGGCGAGGAUGAGGACCGCUUCAGUAUGCCUCUCAUCAUCACCAUCGUCUGCAUGGCCACCUUCCUGCUUCUUGUCGCUGCCCUUUACGGCUGCUGCCACCAGCGCUUAUCUCUGAGGAAGGACCAGCAACGGUUGACGGAAGAGCUGCAGACGGUGGAGAACGGUUACCAUGACAAUCCGACGCUGGAGGUGAUGGAGACCUCAUCCGAGAUGCAGGAGAAGAAGGUGGCCAACCUCAACGGGGAGCUGGGGGACAGCUGGAUCGUCCCACUGGACGACCUGACCAAGGACGACUUGGACGAGGAGGACACCCACCUGUGAGCUGCCCCCCCCCGCCCACGCCAGCACAACCGUGGAGCUUCAGACUCUCAACAGCCAGAAGUGCCCUUCCAGGGAGAGGGGGACGGACCCCCUCUUCCGCCCCCCACCACAUGAGAAGAGACAGGAGGGGCCCAGGGAGGGGCCACCUGAGGUCACCGCCACACCCCACGGUCCUGGGGCCUCAGCCUUUCCUCCUUUUCAAGCCAACCAAACAAUACUUUCUUGGCCCAGACUCCUCUUGCAAAGUAAUAAUCCACUAGUGCCUGAGCUGAGCGCUGACGGGAGGGCGAAGUCUGGGCCCCUCUCCCGACCCCGGGGCCCCCCCAAGAGUGGAGCGAGGCUCCCCUCUGGAAAGAGCUCGCAGGCCCCUGCUCCUGGCAGAUCCUGUCAGCCCCGAAGCUAGGGGUGGAAGCCGGCGGUCAGGCCCCUCCUGGCCCGUCGCCUGCCCUCCCCUCGGCCUCCGUCGGGGGCCACCCCUCCCGCUCCCCCCCGGGCUCUCCGGAGGCCUUCUGAGCUCCUCCCACCAGAUGCUUAUUUCCCUGCAGAAAAUUCACAAGGCGGGACUCACCCUGCUCUGGACCCCCUGGGCCCAAGUAUGGCUGUAGAGGGAAUCCAUCCCCGCCGGCGGUGGGGGCCGACGCUCUCAUCUCCUGUACGGGGCCCCAAAUCCGGGCAGUCCGGGACCAAUUCCGUUGGCUCCCUUCCCCCUUCACGCCUCUGCAGCUUCUCCCCCCGGGGACGGCACCACCGCGGGGAGCGGUCGAGGGCAGCAGCUGGCAGAGGAGAGGACAUCACCCCCUCCGUAGUGGAGCCGGGUUCUCCCGCCCGAUGGAGAGAAACCAUCCAGCCCGGAGAAAGCCAGCCACGGGGUGAGACCCGCCCGCCCCUUGCCAGGAAGAGCCCUUAAACAAACAUGAGUGUCUUAAACCGAAAGAUGAGCGACAAUCAGUCCAACAGGAAAAGGCAGGGUCCCCUCCAACCUGCAGGAAACUCAGGGACUUUCCAAGUUGCUGAGGGUUAGCGAGUCAGUCGGCUCGUGCCCCCUUCCACAGCUCCCCUUGGCGAUGGACCCUCUGGCUGGGCAACCUCCCACACCCCCUGGAGUUGGAGGCUGGGGGUUAGAGGAAGGGUGGGGGCCAGGGCCUGCCAGGUUCUAAGGGGAAGUGGCUUUUUACCCCUUUGAGGCCUGGUACAUCUGAUUUCCAGAAGACUGUGGCAGGCAGGGAAGAUGGAUGAUGAGUGAGAGACAGCAGCCUGGGGUUGAGCUGUGCAAAGUCAGAGCUGAACAAGACUCUGAGAGGUCAUCCAAUUCAGCCUCCAGCCCCGGGGCACAGGGGCUUUUUUUUUUUCCCAGGUUUUGUUCUGUUUUAUAUCUGAUCUAUUCUUAUCAGUAGGGUAAAGGGGUGUUAUCUAAGGAACCAAAUGUCUCAGCUUCAGGGCAAGACAGCAGAGCCCUGUGGUCCCGGAAGCAGCAGGGUGAGAGAGAGUGCGGCCCCCUUUAGAUUUAGAUUUGCCUUUAAACUGCCGCAGCUCUUUAAAUAUUCCCGGGGCAACCAGGUUCUGAAUCUUCACUCUUCAGGGAACCAGGUUUAAGAAAAAACGCAGGUCUACGGGGUUAUUUUGCCCAAACCCCUCGGGGAGUGGGUGGAGUCCUUAUUCAGAGGCUACUUUCCUUCCGGCUUCAGGAAUUCCCCUCCUGACCCUCAGGGUCAAUCAGGCAGGGAACCUUCUGAGUGGGGCUGAGGGUCUCUCCAUAAUCCCGGCUGUCAAGUGGACUAAACAUAACUGACCUUGGAUCCUACCCCCUCGGGUUCCAGUUUUAUCACCUCCUGCCUUGAGCCCACUUGGGGCAGAAUCAGUCAGACCCUCGGAGAGAUGUGCCAGUCGCGUCUGAGAGGGGGUGACGGUGAACCCUACUCACUGAUCUGGUGCAUGGUCUCAGAGGCUGUUGGCAGGGAAACCCCACAGAUGGGAGAGGUUAAACCAGGAGAAGAAAGCGGGAAUCCAAGCAAAGAUCCACCUCCCAAAAGUCUUUAAAAAGAACAAAUAAAAAGGCCUAGAAUCAGAAUAGCUUUCAAAUCAGAAGUCAGGAUAUGGGUUUGGUGGGCACAAAGUUUUUUGUUUUUUUAAAAACAUUUCCUCUUGACAAACGACUAAGUAGAAAAGUCAGCCUGGAAGUUAGGAUCUAUUUACACCCCCUCUGGAGAGCUUUUCCCCUCUCCUUGAUCAAACUCCCCAAGGAUGGAGUUUGAAAACAUUCAAGCCAACAUAUAUGUACAUGACUAUUUGAAAAGGUCAAGGAAGUGGUGCCGGGGAGGACACCAGCCUCCUGUCAGACCUAUGAGUACUUAGAAAUUACAAGUGUGCCAGAAACUUUUAGAAGAGGGGUGGACAUUUGUCUCACUUGCUAAAGGGAAGGUCUGGGCUUGCAAAGAGAAGCACGAAGGGCUGGGACCAGCAGGAAGAGGAGCACCCCACUUUUUCAGCCCCUCAGGGAUUCCCGGGAGCAUUUUUAUUGCUUGACUGGUGCCUAAGGGGCUCAAAAGUGAACAUUCCUCUCUCAGGGCUAUGAUCGACCCCAUGGGCUAAGGUUGCCCCUAGCAGGACCCUGCCCGAUGCAUUUCCAAGGCUGUGGAGGCAGUGGCUGUUCUGACCAAACAAGGCAGGGUGUGGGGGUAGAGGGGAUGAUUUCCCACGUUUCAGACCUGGCAGACGCUUCCCAAGUAACCAAGCAUCUGAGGGUGAGUCGAUCACCCAGGCAAGGAGUAUGACUCUUGGUGUUUAAGGCAUUAAAAACCCGAACCAGCUCGCUCAAACUUUUCUAGCACUCUUGCGAUUUUGCCCCUCCUAAGGACGGAGCUGAUUCUGACAGCCCCGCUGCCCCGGGGCCCUUGGGCAACCAGGCGGGGAGCCGGACACAGGAGAAAGCUCUCUCUUGCAACGAUAGCCCUUGCGAUCAGCCCUCCCAGACAAACCCUGGACAGUUCCGGAUCAAGUCCUGUUUAGCAAGAGUGGACCCAAAUGAGACCGACAAAUAGUUUUCCUCUCUAUGGUCCGGAGACGAUCUAUUAGACUCAUCCCAAGCCCUCCCAAGCCAUCAAAAUCUGUGAAGGAUUUGUGGGGGUUGGAUGUGUCGAGAUGGAAGUCGGGGUUCUACAAGGCAUCAGGGGACGACCCCCCGAGCACCCUUGGCUUGCAAAAUUCCCUUUGAGUCACGCACCAGUGGCCUGAGACCAAAGUCAACAAUUUUUCUUGCCAACAGCAGCUUUCUCAUAGGGCUCGUGGUGGUGAACAUAGUGACCGCUUAACUUCUCCUCCCCCUUUUGCCCUUUUACAGGAAGAAAACAAAAGAGCUCUCACAAAGAUCUGCUUUUUUUUUUUUUUUUAAGUUCUCAGAAUUGUACAUGGAAAACGGAAGAUAAUCACUCUUGCACCUUAGAGCCUAUGUGAGCUGGGCUGGGGAGUAGAGGGGUUUAGUGGGGUGGAGAGGUAUUGGGGGGCUGAGAGGACCAUGGAAGUGGGGUUGGAGGGGAGGAAGACUUGGGGAGUUCCAUCAGGACAUCUCCCCACAAUCCACCCUCCGCUUCCCCCGCCCUUUCCCCCGUGAGGCCAAACCAAGCCUCUUGACUCCUAUGAAGGCUCAAUCCAAACUGCAAAGGGAAAAACGCCCUUCUCCCCGGGGAAGGCGGGAGGGAGGGGGAGGGACUUUUCUGACGCUGAAUGUUUCACACGCACGGGUCAGUUCUCCCAGGGGCUGCCGAGGGCGUGUGCCACAUGGACAGGGGUCUGAAUUACACUGGAAUUUAUUAAGUAACUGGAUUGUAGAGACUUUGGUGAAUCCUUACAUUUUCCUACAAAAUCUAUUUUGAAAAAACUGCAUAUUCUGUCCAUUAAAGUUCUUUUGUGUAAUUGG
Ornithorhynchus anatinus (platypus) is the source of this 5760-nucleotide messenger RNA. RefSeq names its product podocalyxin like (gene PODXL). NCBI's taxonomy places the organism in Eukaryota, Metazoa, Chordata, Mammalia, Monotremata, Ornithorhynchidae. The record is from RefSeq and is a predicted model, not a curated record. The transcript is spliced from 8 exons. Gene Ontology annotation, biological process: regulation of microvillus assembly; negative regulation of cell-cell adhesion; cell migration. Gene Ontology annotation, cellular component: microvillus membrane; apical plasma membrane. Bases 186 to 1847 code for a protein of 553 amino acids.